This is a messenger RNA of Fusarium graminearum PH-1, 609 nucleotides long. RefSeq lists its product as uncharacterized. NCBI's taxonomy places the organism in Eukaryota, Fungi, Ascomycota, Sordariomycetes, Hypocreales, Nectriaceae. The record is from RefSeq and is a predicted model, not a curated record. Bases 1 to 609 code for a protein of 202 amino acids. The transcript is spliced from 2 exons. Gene Ontology annotation, cellular component: membrane. Gene Ontology annotation, biological process: ganglioside catabolic process; carbohydrate metabolic process; glycosaminoglycan metabolic process. Gene Ontology annotation, molecular function: beta-N-acetylhexosaminidase activity.
AUGCCUGGUCACAGCGACAUUUGGGGGAAAUGGAAAAAGAAUCUAGUAGUUGGCAAAGUAGACCUAAAACACCCAGAUGCUCAACUGGAUAUUAGACCGCAACGACAAGAAACCUACAACCUGGUAGCUGAUCUCGUUUCCACCACUGACAAAUACUUCGGGUCUCCCCUCCAUCAUUUUGGUGCCGACGAAGUCGCGUAUAUGUGGAACACUCAAGACGACAACAAAUUGUUCAACAACUUUCUCAAUUGGCUUCAAACUCUGUGCCCGACCAAGUCGAUCAUCCUAUGGGACGACCCUCUCACCGAUGAGGAAAAGCGUAUAAAGCUCUCCAAGGACUGGAUUAUCCAAACCUGGCACAACGGUGUUACCAAAGGAGUGCUUAAAAAGGGACAUCGGGUGAUUAUUUCGGAAUCCAACACCUUUUAUAUCGGUAACGCAGAUAGCGAUAAGAUUUCCUCUUUCGCUUUCCCAGAUAACCCCAACGUCUUGGGGUAUGAGGUUGUCUGGUUCACUUCUGAAGAUGAUGACCCAUACGACUUUCGCAAAAGCUGGGUCAUGGAGCCAAUCAAGGCUGCAGCAAAGAUUCGUCGACGCAAGAAGAAUUGA